Camelina sativa (false flax) is the source of this 1931-nucleotide messenger RNA. RefSeq names its product zinc finger protein CONSTANS-LIKE 9. The record is from RefSeq and is a predicted model, not a curated record. Gene Ontology annotation, molecular function: protein binding; zinc ion binding. Lineage: Eukaryota; Viridiplantae; Streptophyta; Magnoliopsida; Brassicales; Brassicaceae.
UCCCUUUGCGGACACACCCACCCAUUGUCUAUCCAUUCCUCUUUUUUUCUUUCUUCAUCUCAUUCAUUAUUCACACAGAGAGAAAAAAAAAAAAGAGAGAGAGAGAGAGAAGAAAGAAGUUUUCUGUAAUAAUCAUCUGCUCUGUUUCUAGGGUUUUUGUUUGAUUCUUCUUCUUCCCUUAUAAAGUUUCUGAUUCCCACUUCUUCUUCUUCUUCUGAAGAUAUUAGUUUCUUGCAGGAUACAAUUUCUUCUGAAGAUCUUUUCUUUUACGAAGUUGAUUUGGGUCAAGAGUGAAGGAAGAGAUGGGUUACAUGUGUGACUUCUGUGGUGAACAAAGAUCUAUGGUCUACUGUCGAUCAGAUGCUGCUUGUUUGUGUCUCUCUUGUGACCGUAGUGUUCAUUCCGCUAACGCAUUGUCCAAACGUCAUUCUCGGACACUUAUCUGCGAGCGAUGCAAUGCUCAGCCUGCUACCGUCAGGUGUGUUGAAGAAAGAGUUUCACUUUGUCAAAACUGUGAUUGGUCUGGCCACAACAACAACAAUUCUUCGUCUUCUGCUUCUUCUUCUCCGCAGCAGCAUAAGAGGCAAACCAUUAGUUGCUAUUCUGGUUGCCCUUCUAGCUCAGAACUCGCCUCUAUUUGGUCUUUCUGUUUAGACUUAGCCGGACAAUCCAUUUGUGAACAAGAAUUGGGUAUGAUGAAUAUAGACGAUAAUAAUAAUGCUCCUACCGACAAAAAUUGCAAUGAGGAUAACAAGAAAGAUGUCUUGGUUGGAUCCUCUACUGUUCCUGAAACCAGUUCUGCUGCACCAGGGAAUUCAUCUUUUGCUAAGAAGGAUGUUGGAGUGUGUGAAGAUGACUUCUAUGGGAACCUCGGUAUGGAUGAAGUUGACUUGGCACUUGAGAACUAUGAAGAGCUCUUUGGUGUUGCCUUUAAUCCCUCGGAAGAGUUAUUUGGCCAUGGUGGAAUCGAUAGUCUUUUCCAGAAGCACCAAACAGCUACAGAGGGAGGGAAUCAUGUGCAGCCAGCUGACAGCAAUGACUCGUUCAUGAGUUCGAAAACUGAGCCAAUAAUUUGCUUUGCAUCGAAGCCAGCACAUUCGAAUAUCUCUUUCUCUGGAGUCACUGGAGAAAGUAGUGCUGGAGAUUUCCAAGAAUGUGGUGCAUCGUCUUCUAUGCAGCUCUCAGGGGAGCCACCAUGGUAUCCUCCAACAUCACAGGAUAAUAAUGCUUGCUCACAUUCAGUAACCCGUAAUAACGCAGUUAUGCGUUACAAGGAAAAGAAGAAGGCUCGCAAGUUUGAUAAGAGAGUGAGGUAUGCUUCUCGCAAAGCAAGAGCUGAUGUGAGACGGCGUGUAAAGGGGAGAUUUGUCAAAGCUGGUGAAGCUUAUGAUUACGACCCUCUCACCCCAACUAGAAGCUAUUGAAGAGUCUCUUUGAAAGGUAAAUACAGAUGGGCGAAAAUUUCCAAACAAGAAAGGUUUUUGACUUAUGGGCAGUUUGAAAGUGAGCAACUUGGAAAGCUGUGGGUUAGUUUUAGUUAACAAAACAAGACUACUCUUAGUUUGAACAGAUCCAAGACUGACUCUUGUGAGCAAUCAUUCAUUCCUGGGGAUUCAAUCGGUUUUUUUGGCCUUAGAAGCUUCAUUCUUGUUCAGAGGGAUCAUUCUCUGACUUUCCUUGCGAACAAAUUACCUCAACUCCGAUUUCUUCUUCUUCAAGCGUCUCACUGAUCCGGGUUCCAUGAAUUUUGUUCUUCUCUUGGUAGUUUAAAGCAGGGAGAUUUAGAGUAUAAUUUAAACAAUAUGAUUGUAUAUGUCUGUCUAUUUGUUUGUAUACUCAUAAAUGUUUGUAUUCUGUCUUGUACUCGGCAUUCUUGUAAAUUAAAGACGUUAUCCAGUAUCUAUCAGACACAUUUAUGUGGUACCAACCGA